AUGUACGUACGGGCGCUAUACGACUACCAAGCCGAUGAUCGAACGAGCUUGAGUUUCCGCCAGGGGGACAUAAUCCAGGUCAUCACGCAGCUCGAGAGUGGUUGGUGGGAUGGAGUGAUCAACGGUGUGCGCGGUUGGUUUCCAAGCAACUACUGCGCUCUGGUCUCUGGACCUGAGGAGGCCACCAACGAGGGAAACCGCACCGCUUUACUCGAUGAUGGCGAUGCCGAGGAUGAAGAUGGACUAGGUGGCGACCAAGACUAUGACGACGAUAAUGAUUCGGACACAGGCACGGCGGAUGACAACCCUUUGUUGCCCAUUGAAGGCACGGACGGUCAUCAGCAGGAGGAGGCUGCUUUUUGGAUACCGCAAGCAACGCCCGAUGGACGUCUUUUCUAUUUCAACACCCUGACGGGUGUGACGACGAUGGAGCUCCCGCUGGAGAGCCCGACGUCGGCGACAGAGACAGGGCCCCGAGAUCGCACCAACGUUCACCUCCCAGAUCAAAGCCGGUUGCCUCCCGAGUUGAUGGCUGGAGGAUACGAGCGCGAUGAGGACGAGACGACGGAUGAUUACGAUGGGAAUUCCGCGUCGGAGCUCGAGGGAGAGUCUAUUAUGAUGGCGUCACAGGCAUCUCUGCCGAGAAGACGGAGACGUUCAUACAUUUCCGAUGGUGUAUCGCCUGCCACUUCCAUGGAUUCGAUGAGUGGCCUCUCGACGAUACCCAAAUCGACCAGCAACGCGAGCGACUUUUACCUGCCAAGCAUUUCGAUGAGUGCAGUGCAACAGGCUUUGCCGACAAUGGGAGUCAGUUCCACGUCGUUCGCCGCCGCCAACCUUGGACUUGGGCCAACCUCAAACAUUCCUCGAUCCAUGUUUGCCGACGGACCGGCCGUACCUCUGACUUGGAACCGACUCGUGGAAAAUAUGCGUUCAGCGGUGGAACGCUAUCGGCAAGCCAUCAACAACGGGCAGCGGGCAGAAUAUGUCAAGCGGGCAGAGGAUAUCUCAGACCACCUGAGGCUGCUGCUUGCUGCGGGGUCUGGGACCACGGAUAAUCAUUCGGGAAAUCCUUCGAUCAUCUCGACGAACAAGGCACUCUACCCUCAUUUUCGAGACAUGAUGUCGAGAUUUUCGAAGCUGGUCCUGUCGUCGCAUAUAGCUGCGACAGACUGGCCCGCUCAGGAUUCCUACGCAAAGUGUCUUUUUGAGGCGGACGGCGUUCUGCAGGGCGUGUACAGCUAUGUGGAGGUUGCGCGGCAGCAGCGUGGCGAGGAUAUCCCACGGUUGACGCCUGGGUUUGUACUCGGCAACAAUGUCGGCGGCAAUUGGCAAAACAAUGGCAUGGAAGCUCGCAAUCGCAACCCCUCAACAUCGAUCUCUGAAAGUGAGGAGGCCGAGUCGUUUGUGGAGCCCAAUGCACGCCUCGAUAUCCAGCUCCUGGAGCGUAUGGAUGAGAUGCGAAGGGUGGUGACGGCAAAUAUCAAACGUCUGGACGAGCAGCUUGCUCUCACUGAAAAGAUUAUCACUCCGUACCGACAUCGAUUGAUCGGCGAUGCUGUCUGUGUGGCUGGCGGAAAAGUAAUUGAAUCAAUGCGGCCGUGGCUGUCGACCAUUGAAGCGAUCAACCUACGUCCUUUGAAGGCAUACCCGCAGCUUCCCGAGCUGGCGAAUUACUCUACGCUGAAGCAGAAGCUCUAUGAUCUUACGUCGGAUUUGGUGAUUGGCUGUCAGGCCGUUUCUGCUCCGCUCGCGGACGAAUGGGCAGAGCUACGCGGCGAAUCACUUGAGAAUCGCCUUGUAUAUAUCCGAUCUGUAUCCCGACACCUUGAGUCGUGCAUGUCACAACUUGGUUUCUCCCUACAGCUUCUUGCCGAGUUGAUGCCGCAAGAAACCUCUGCGCCGGCGACUGAAACGCCUGUGCAGACGGAAACCAUCUCCUUAUUUCCCCGAACAAACGCUCAACCACCUGACAUUUCCAACCUCCAGCGCCCACGCACAACAUCUGCUGCUACAACAGCCAGUAGCACCGGCCAAUCUCAGACCUAUUCUGAAGGACCUGAUCCCGUCACCGACAAAUACCGCCGGGAGAACUCGAAAGUCAAAAAGUUCUUUGGUGAAGUACCCGCGCCGAUUUUGCCUCCGGGCGCGUCAGAACCACCGGCGUUCCUCAAGCUGGACCAUGAGGACGAGAUUGCCUACGACGCAAAGUUUGAACCCCCAUUACUCAAAGGAGGCACGCUAGUUGGGCUGGUCGAGCAACUGACGAGACACGACCGAUUGGAUUCGCCGUUCAACAAUACUUUCCUUUUGACGUAUCGGUCAUUCACGACGGCAGAAGAACUAUUUGAGCUGGUUGUAAAGAGAUUCACCAUCCAGCCACCCCCUGCACUGAGCCAAGAAGAUUUCCAGACAUGGGUGGAUCGAAAGCAGAAACCGAUUCGGUUCCGCGUGGUCAACAUUCUCAAGAGCUGGUUUGACAAUUACUGGAUGGAGUUCAAUGACGACGCAAGCAAAGAGCUAUUGCGAAGGGUAUAUUCUUUUGUCAAGGACUCAAUUGCCACGACAAGUACUCCCGGAGCUCAAGGUCUCAUGACGGUCAUUGAACAGCGGUUACAAGGCCAAGAGGCAAAAUCCAAGCGGCUCGUCCUGACGCUGAAUCAGAAUACGCCUGCGCCAAUUAUGCCCAAGAACAUGAAGAAACUCAAGUUCUUGGACAUUGACGUGACCGAAUUCGCACGACAGCUUACAAUUAUCGAGUCCAGACUUUAUGGAAAGAUUAAGCCAACUGAAUGUCUCAAUAAGAUUUGGCAGAAGAAGAUCCCAACAGAAGGUUCAGUGCCGGCGGCCAAUGUCCGCGCACUGAUUCUGCACUCCAAUCAACUCACCAAUUGGGUCGCAGAGAUGAUUCUGACGCAACAGGACAUUAAGAAGCGUGUGGUGGUCAUCAAACACUUUGUCUCUGUCGCUGAUAAAUGCCGACAAUUAAACAACUUCUCGACAUUGACAUCUAUCAUUUCUGCCCUUGGAACGGCACCAAUUCACCGGCUUGCGAGGACGUGGGCCCAGGUACCCGCACGAACGCAGACUGUUCUUGAACAAAUGCGUAGAUUGAUGGGCAGCACCAAGAACUUUGGCGAAUACCGAGAGACCCUUCACUUGGCUAACCCGCCUUGCAUUCCCUUUUUCGGUGUCUACCUCACUGAUCUGGUCUUUAUUGAAGACGGUAUCCCAUCAACUGUCAAAAAGACUAACCUCAUCAACUUUGCCAAGCGCGCCAAGACUGCCGAAGUCAUCCGUGAUAUCCAGCAAUACCAGAACGUGCCGUACUCGUUACAGGCUGUGCCUGAGUUGCAGGAGUACAUCUUGUCCAAUAUGCAGGCCGCUGGGGACGUGCAUGAGAUGUAUGAAAAGAGUUUGGCAGUCGAGCCAAGAGAACGCGAAGACGAGAAGAUUGCAAGGCUCUUAUCUGAAUCUGGUUUUCUUUGA
Xylona heveae TC161 is the source of this 3489-nucleotide messenger RNA. Its product is annotated as ras GEF. Gene Ontology annotation, molecular function: protein binding; guanyl-nucleotide exchange factor activity. The transcript has 5 exons. NCBI's taxonomy places the organism in Eukaryota, Fungi, Ascomycota, Xylonomycetes, Xylonales, Xylonaceae. Gene Ontology annotation, cellular component: plasma membrane. Gene Ontology annotation, biological process: Ras protein signal transduction; positive regulation of GTPase activity. Bases 1 to 3489 code for a protein of 1162 amino acids. The record is from RefSeq and is a predicted model, not a curated record.